AUGGAGUCAGCCCGCCCACAGUUCUAUCCAAACACCCUGCAGCCAACAGACAUAACCAAAGAGAACCUCUCUCUGAUCCUGAAAGAGCUGCAACUGGCAAUCAAAAACGGUGUAGACAUCAUCAGCAAGAACGUCCAGCGUCCAACAGACCCAAGUUCCUACGGCAACAUCUACAGCGGAAUACCAGGCAUCAUUCUCACUCUCCUCCGACUAGAACGCCAGAAAUCAUGCCUUCAACAGACAACGGAUCACGAAGACAACAAGUCUUACAGCAAAAUAGCCUUUGACUUGAUAAUGUCCACACCGACGGCAAAUAUUGAUCUUGUUGAUGGCCGCAUGUCCCCAAUUGGAUCCGCCCUGGGCGCAGUUCUGAUGCGGAUUCUGGCUCUCUGCGAAAACCACAAUUUACGACUUGCACAAGACGUACCCGACUUGGCCGACGAUUUCACAGUUUUUAACAAAGCAGUCCAGAAUGCAACGCUUCACGGACACGUUGUUCCAUUUCCAGGGUACAACCCUAUAGGUGGUGACGAAGUAUUAUUCGGUCGAGCAGGGCUAUUGUGGGCAAUCCUCACCAUAGAAAAGCAUUGCUUGACGGAAAAGACAAGGCAGUUAGUACUAGUGCAUUUGGAACCGGCUCUAGAGUGUGUUCCGAAGCUCGUUGACGCGAUUAUUUCCGCUGGCAAACAAGGGUCGCAAGAUUUUGUGAAGCUAUAUGGCGCUAAAGACGCGAUGCCUCUGAUGUACCAAUGGAUGGAAGGCUAUUAUGCACUUGGUGCAGUGCAUGGUACCACGGGCAUUUUGACAAUGCUGCUUUCAUCCCAUUUGAACGACGAUCAACUCGAGUUGGUUGCAGAAACUGUGACUGGUCUCUGCCGAGUAUGUAUCGAACAUGAAGGUCAUUUCCCCAUGUGUAUCCCGGAACGUCCAGCUGCACCGUUGAAGACUUCGCCCUUUGUUCAGCUAUGUCAUGGGCCUCCGGGAUUGCUUAUUCUGCUGAAUACAGUCUACCAGAAUACGUCGCUUUUAGAACGAUUCUGGAGACCUGAAUGGGAGCUUGCGCUGCGCUUGGGCACGGAGAAGAUCUGGCAAGAGGGGCUUUUGUCAAAGGGGGCGAGCUUUUGCCAUGGACAUACAGGAAACGCAUGGCCUUUGCUAUACUUGCACAAUAUAUAUGAGUAUAACGUUGGUUACCAGCAGCAAGCAAAGCAGAGAGGGAUCGCAGCUCUUGAAGAUAAAUCCGAGCUUUUGAAAGGGAGCGCUCCUCUGGAUAGUGAUUUUUUCCUCUCUCGUGCUCUCCCGUUCAUGAUGGUUGCCCGCGAAUCACCCCCAUACAGUCAAGAGGUUGAUAUCAAAACCUCCUUUGACUUCCGCGCGCCAGACCGACCAUACAGUUUUGGAGAGGGGCUAACAGGCCAGGUUUGCGCGUGGGCAGAGACGUGUGCUGUCAUAAAAGCUCGCUUGCGCAAGAUGGAACUAGAGUCAACGAGUAACGAUGGCCAUGAGUUGGAAGAUGGUCGAUUCAUAGAAUCGUCCUUGCAGCAACUCGGACUUUUUGGCUUUGUGGUUAAUGGUCCCAACACGAAUCAGUUGUUGUUUGGUGGUAGUCUAUGUCAGGAAUAG
This is a messenger RNA of Talaromyces atroroseus, 1623 nucleotides long. RefSeq lists its product as hypothetical. Lineage: Eukaryota; Fungi; Ascomycota; Eurotiomycetes; Eurotiales; Trichocomaceae. The record is from RefSeq and is a predicted model, not a curated record. Gene Ontology annotation, biological process: carbohydrate metabolic process; peptide modification. The transcript has a single exon. Bases 1 to 1623 code for a protein of 540 amino acids. Gene Ontology annotation, cellular component: plasma membrane.